AGUGCGUAAUGCACUUCCUGCGUUCUAAAAAGCAUUAUUAUGUCGCUGUCAGCAAAAAAAUAGUAGGGCUUAAUGCAAUUUUUUUAUGAUAAUAAUAAUCCUAAGGAAUUCAGUAUGUGACAUAAACUAUCGACUUAAUUUAACGUUUAAUUUAAUUGUUGUUCUGGACGGAUGUAAAUGAAUGACCUUUGAGAAAGUUGAAACUCUAGUGGACAAACAAAAGGUUUUUAAGCUGUACUCAUUAUAGCAUGGAUUGAUUGCUGUCAGAAGGAUGGAGUACGAAAAUAAUGGCCCAUCAAAACAUGGCCCAUUAACUGUUGAAUGUGUAGAGAACGGAGACAUUGAUUAUGACCUCCUCAGUCCCAAGGACAGACAAAAACCAUGCAUGCCUUGGUUUGGUCUAGACAUUGGUGGCACACUUACCAAGUUGAUCUACUUUGAGCCAAAAGACUUUACAGAGCUGGAGGAGGAACAGGAGAAAGAGACGGCCAAAACUAUACGAAAGUAUUUGGUAGGAAACACGGCAUAUGGGACCUCAGGGAUACGAGAUGUUCAUCUAGUAAUGAAGGACCAAUUGAUUGGGGGACGCAGGGGAAGUUUGCAUUUUAUUCGGUUUCCAACCAGUAGCAUGGAGGGGUUCAUAGACUUGUGCAAAGCUAAACACUUUAACACUUUAGUGACAGAGAUUUGUGCAACAGGAGGAGGAGCAUACAAAUUUGAAGAAGACUUUAUAAAGGCAGUAGGCCUUCGUCUUCAUAAGUUUGAUGAACUAGAGUGUCUUUUGAAAGGAGUACACUACAUAGACAGACACAAUGAAAAAGAGUGUUACUAUUGGAAGUACCCAGAGGACCCUGAUAAAUGCCAAAAAGUCCCAUUUGACUUUAGAGACCCUUACCCUUAUUUGAUCGUGAAUAUAGGAUCAGGAGUUAGCAUCUUGACUGUCCAUGGACCAAAUAAUUACCAGAGAGUCAGCGGAACAAGUUUAGGAGGAGGCACCUUCCUGGGGUUGUGCUGUUUAUUGACCGGAUGUCAAACAUUUGAGGAGGCAAUCGACCUGGCAUCUCGAGGUGACAACAAGAAAGUGGAUAAACUUGUGAGGGAUAUCUAUGGGGGCGAUUACGAGAAGUUCAAACUGAGCGGCGACACCGUGGCCAGCAGCUUUGGACACAUGAAUCAAGCUGAGAAAAGGGAGAAAGCUAGUAAAGAGGAUCUAGCUCGAACAACGCUGAUUACACUGACCAAUAACAUAGGCUCCAUUGCUCGGAUGUGUGCUCAGACUCAGGGUUUAGAGAGGGUAGUAUUUGUGGGAAACUUUCUACGUGUGAACACAAUUUCCAUGAAACUCCUGGCCACGGCAAUGGACUAUUGGUCGAAUGGCGCUUUGAAAGCCCUGUUCUUGGAACAUGAGGGCUACUUUGGUGCUAUGGGUUGCCUAAUGGAGUAUGUUGGGUCAAGUGGUUCACUAAGCUUUGACAAACCUCAGCAAACUGACAAUGAAGCAUCCCAAAGGGAUCCUGUGUAACACAGAAUAUUGAACAUUAUCAAGCACCUGCUAUCGUGGUUAUUAUAUCAUUAAGAGUAUUACAAACAAUAUAUAUAUAAUGUUUGCAUGUCAUUGGAUAUGUCUUCAAAGUUAUGCAUAAUUAUAUAAUUUAUUUCAAUGAUUCCAGAUUGUAAUUCAGUGUAAUCUGUAUUAGAAAACCAUUAUGUUUAAUCAUAUGAUGAUAUGAAAUAGUAUAAAUGAUAUGCAAAAAGUUUUUAUAUGUCACUAUUUGGGCUGAAACGAUAUGCCUCCUCCACAGUACGAUACAUAUUGCAAUACUUAUGCCAUAAAUCAAUACCUUCAAUACGAUACAAUUUACAGAAGAAACCAAUAAUGACAUUGAAGAAAAAUUUAAUUACCAAUAUUCGAAAUCUUAAUUUCAAAAGCAGUGUUCCCAAACUGCCAAACGGUAAGAUAUGCCUGUUGGAUCUAUAGUUUAAACUGAUAAAGUUCAUUAUUAUCAGACUCAAGGCAAUUAAACAACAGUCUGAAAGUUAUUCGACGCUAUUUUGCCCCUCAUGCAGGUAAAAAUAUUAAGUACAGGCUGCAUGAGCCUGAUGUAUUUUACUGAACCCGUUUUUAAUAAAUGUAUGGAACCAAAAAUCAAGGCAAUGAAUCGAACAUUGAAUCGAGUGUUUAUAUUGAACAGUGUCAAUAUUUCGGUGAAUCGUUUCAGCCCUAUAGUCACCAUUAACUCUAAAUUCAUUAUAUUAGAAAAGUGCCAAUCUCCACAAGAUUUGUAUAUACAUGUAUCAGAUCAUAAGAACAUAAAGUAUUAUAAUAUACAAGUAAUUGUAUUGGAUGGUUAACACCAUGUACCACAGCUAAAACAUGGGUAAUGAUUCCCCAUGGUGUUUUGAUUUACUAGGGAUUUAAGUUAAACAUAAAAUGAAAAUUGUAGAUUUUAUGCCAUAGAGAUGGAUAUGAAUGUUGACGAUGCUGUUUGAUUAAUUGUAUGUAAAAUCACUUAAGUGUUAAUAGAUUAAGGAAUAGAGAGAUUGUACAUUAUUUUGUUGAUGAAGAUCGACUUAUCAUUUCUUGGAGUGGAAUUCAGGGUAUGACUACAAGCAAUGGAUGAUAAGUGAUUUUAUAGUUAUUUUGAAAAAUAUUUGUGUAUAAGUAAUUAGCUUUAUGAAGGGUGAGGUUUACAGGGGAUCACAAGUAAUUUUAGCCAUAAGAGGUUAUUUUAUCUUCAUUUUUAGAACAAAAUGUGACAUUGUAUUGAAUACUAUAGUAUUUUAAUACACAAAUUUUAAAUGUGCUUGAAAUCAUACCAUUAUUUCCAUUAAAAUUACAGAAUAUAUAUAUUGUAUUAAAUUUGAAUUUAUCAUUCAAUUGAAGAUGUGCAUAUUUAUUAUUACAGGGUGUAUUUGGCCUAUGUACAUUAAUCAUAUUCAGUGCAUAUAAUCACUUUUGGGACCAUUAUGCGCCUGUAUUAGAAUUUUCAUCAGCUUUCCUCAUUUUUAGAUUUGUACAUGAUCAUUGGAAAAUACAAGGCAUUAUUGAAAGAUUUUGUGUUCAGUUGUAAUGAAUUUUUUUUUAAUGCUUUCAGUUAUUGAAUUUUUUAUUGGAUUUUUUUUUUUGGGGGGGGGGGUAUUUUUAUUUUUGUUUGUUUUGGAUUAAAUAUGAUAUUUGAACUCUUACACAAACAAUUUUCUUGCACAAUAUACUGUAUAUGGUGGUUGUGAUAAAUUAAAUGAGUCCAUUUCUUUCAAACAAUUUAGAACAUCCAACUUGUAACUGCUUAGUACAGCUUUUUUGAGUCAAAGUUUUAGUAUAGAACUUGUUUGAAUUAAUUUGAUGGAUGAUUUUAUUACCAGAUUAAUAUAAUAUUCAACCAUGCUGUUACCUGCUGUUUAUUAUAACAUUCCAGGUUCCAUACCAUACUGUGUGCUUAUCUACACCAAACUGUGAUGUGUGCUUGUCUGCACCAGGGCUUUGUGUUUGUCUGCACCAGACUGUAUGCUUGUGUGCACCAGACUGUAUGCUAGUCUGCAUGAGGCAGUGUGCUUAUCUGCACCAGACUCGAUCGUAACUACUCGGCUAUUUCCGUAACCGCAAAUGAACCUCGUAUGUGGAUCGAGACCAUCAGAGUCAAACUUCCACCAGAGUUCAUUUGCUCACAAAACCAAACUCUUCCACCUAGGCAUUAUGGGAUAGCGAUUUCUUAGGCCGCGUAUACUGUGACGUCACUGUAGAAUGACGAAAAAACAUAACGUCAAACGUAAACAACUUUCAAAACAAGAACGUAAACAUCAAGUUCAUUACUUUACACAAUAAUUUGAACAGAGUCUCCCUACUUUUUAAUGAUCUUUUGAUCAUUUUAUGUUUAAAAUAAAAUCCAUACUUUUAUAUCAAUGCUCUUAAUAUUUUAAAAUAUCUUCAAACUUUUAACUGCGAACUACUUCUUUAGUGUAAUUUGUCUGCGUGAUAAUCGCGGACUCACAAUAUACAAAUCUGUAUAUUGUGGUGCGUCACAUAGGAGAGGUCUAUUCGUAGGUGACGUAAUGAGGCCUCGACGGGGAGUUUGCAUCAGAGUCUGUUGCCAUGUGCACACAAAUGCAACUAUGACGUCACAGUCGUACGUUACAAUAUGAAGCGCGAGCUUUCAAAUGCAUCCAAGAUAUCAUACAUAUCUAACGUAUUCUAAUUUCCACUUAUAUGUUUAUGUAUUAGAGUGAAUAAGACGUUAAUGAUACCAAAACUGAAUCUGCGGUGAAAAUGUAAAUAAUACAUUAUACAGGGAUUUGGUUCUGGUCUUUUAACUUCAUCCACUGGCGUGCUUCUGGUGAAGAAAUGCAUCAUUUUGAUGUAAUUCUUGCGCCGAUCCACGUCCGAGUCUUCUUACCGGUUACGGAAAAGGAUGAGCGCAUGAUCAGAUUGCACCAGACUGUGCUUGUCUGCACCAGACUGUAUGUUUGUCUGCACCAGACUGUGCUUAUCUGCACCAGACUGUGCUUGUCUGCACCAGACUGUAUGCUUGCCUGCACCAGACUGUGCUUGCCUGCACCAGACUGUGCUUGUCUGCACCAGACUGUGUGCUUAUCCUCAUUAGACUGUGUUCUCUGUGUGCAAGAUCCUCAUCAUGUUCAUGGGUUUUCCUUCAGAUAUGAUAUACUUCUUAAGGGUGUGAAGAACUUAAUAUUCCAACUUUUUUUCUUCUGUUGAGUGUUGAUUAUGUCCCUGCCACAGGAAGAGGAUAUAGUGUUACUUGUCUCUAUGUAGUUACAAUGUCAUUUAUUGUAUUAUAGUUUUAUUGAUCUUAUGCCAUCAGAUGUCUAUUGAUUUCAUAGCUUACUAGACUUGGUUUUGCGGGUCUUGUAAAUUCUGAACUGAUUUUUUGAGUAUUAUCUGUAAAUUGAUAAGUUACAUAUUAAGUGUAUCGAUCUUAACUUGAAAUGUCCCAUUUGACUAUAAACCUUUAGGAGAGUUACCUUGGAAAAUUUCUUAGAAUUUUUCUUCAUAGAUUUAAUGGACUAAGUUUUUUUUAUUGUUUUGGUGUGCUGUGCUUGCAGAUGUUGAUCUGAUAAUUAGUUAUAGUUGUAUGUUGACGAGUUACAGAUCGGGUUUUAGUUUUGUUCUGAUUGACCCACUGUCAGCAGAAUGAUGGCCAUUGGACUUUGCAAAUUUCCUAGAAUUCUCAGUUUUCCAAAGUGUAUUUCCAUGCAGUUUUAGCCUACUUGUCUCUUAUGGCAUUGAAAAAUAGAACAUUCAGAAAAUUAAUUUUUUGUUUUAGACUUGUAUAGGACAUCUCUGUGGAUAUUUACCUACAUAUUUGUCCCAAAUGGCAUUCUUGUCGUUCCAACACAUCUAGUUUGAACAAAUUUUCUACACACAUUACAUAUAAUAUGUAUUGUCAUCUGAAUUUGCUCAUAUUUUAGAAACUUGCACGUUUUCAUAUUUGCAGUGGUGUUAUACUGGUUUUAGAUAUACACAAAGUAGAUGAUGUAUACUCUAGUAAAAAGCUCAUUGUAUCUUUCUCUGUUUUUAUCAAGGUAGUGCUGAAUUUACAAUGUAUGUACAGUGUACAAUAUGAAUAAAAUAAGUACGUUAGUUGAAUGGCUAAUGUGUGUGUAUCGGACUAAUCUUAAUUAUUCUCAUAUAGCCUAUAAAUAUAUGCAACAACAUUGUGACAGGCCAAUUCUAUUCAAACUUACAAUGUAUAUAAAUAUAUAGAUAUAUAUAUUAAUCAGAAUAUUAUUAUUAUUGUGUAUUUACAAACUUUUUAUUUAUUUAAGUUCACAUGUAUGUUUUUAUAAUUUUGAAUGUUAUUAUUAUAGUUCCACGUCCUGUUACAUUCAAUGUAAAACAGCCGUUGUUCCGAUGCAGUAUAUAUAAGGACAAAUCUUGGAUGUGCUUUCAUUCCAUUUAUUUAUUGAUACAUGUACAUAAAUUCUCUGAAUAAAACUUCUGAAUUUUA
Molecule: messenger RNA, 5963 nt
Organism: Ostrea edulis (European flat oyster)
Lineage: Eukaryota; Metazoa; Mollusca; Bivalvia; Ostreida; Ostreidae
Product: pantothenate kinase 3-like
Exons: 7
Coding region: 272-1522 (416 amino acids)
Biological process (GO): coenzyme A biosynthetic process
Cellular component (GO): nucleus; cytosol
Molecular function (GO): pantothenate kinase activity; ATP binding
Source: RefSeq, a predicted model, not a curated record